Zingiber officinale is the source of this 1423-nucleotide messenger RNA. Its product is annotated as transcription termination factor MTERF4, chloroplastic-like. The record is from RefSeq and is a predicted model, not a curated record. Bases 89 to 1249 code for a protein of 386 amino acids. Gene Ontology annotation, biological process: regulation of DNA-templated transcription; chloroplast organization. The transcript has a single exon. Lineage: Eukaryota; Viridiplantae; Streptophyta; Magnoliopsida; Zingiberales; Zingiberaceae. Gene Ontology annotation, cellular component: chloroplast. Gene Ontology annotation, molecular function: double-stranded DNA binding.
ACUUUUUGAGUACCAACGUUAGGUCGAAAGAUCUACGGCCGUCGUUAACAUCAAACGACACAGUUUGGUUUACAGAGCGAAAGUAACAAUGUUUCGACGUCUCUGCGCCGCCGUCCACAAUCGACUUCAAGUGACUGCCACUUUCGGCCAUCGUCGGACAGCCGCCCCCUCCUGCCCACACUUUCUGGAAUUCGUCAAACCCUAUUCUGCUUCCUCCGUCGGCGCCGACGAUCCCUCAUCCCUGACCGCUUCCUCCCUCAUCAGAUCGUGCGGGAUCUCCGACCGUGCCGCCCUCUCCAUCUCCAAGAAAGUCCAGCUCGACACCCUCGACAGAGCGCUCUCGGUUCUCACCCUCCUCAAGGACUACGGCUUCGACGAAGCGCAUCUCGUCCGCCUCGUCGACCGCCUUCCUCGUGUCCUCGUGAUGGACGCCGAGAAGACCUUGAGGCCAAAGUUGGAGCACUUCCGCAGGAUCGGCCUCGUCGGAACCGCCCUCUCAGAGAUCCUGUCAGCUAAGCCCGUUCUGCUCGGCUACAGCGUAGAGAAGCGAUUGCUCCCCAACGCAGAGCUCCUCAAAUCAUUUUCGAUAACGAAUGCGAAACUUGUGAAUGCCAUAAAGAGCUCACCUUGGUUGAUGACCUUAGACAUCAGAACCAAACUGCUUCCCAAGGUCGAUGCUCUGCGCGCAUACGGCGUGCCCGAUGAUGUAAUCUUAGUGCUUUUCACCGGUUACGGCUACGCUUUGCUGACAGAUACAGCUCGAUUCAAUGAGGCCUUUGACAAGAUCAAGAAGAUGGGAAUCUGUCCGAAGAAAACUACUUUCGCCCGUGCACUCGGGAUGCUUGCUCUGUUGCCCGAGAAGAAGUGGGUGGAGAAAGUAGAGAACUUUAUGGGAUUGGGAUGGUCACAGGAUAAUGUGUUGGAGGCCUUCUCAAAACAGCCUCACAUUGUGCGGAUAUCGACUGAGAAGACAAGGAAGAUUGUGGAGUUUCUGGAAGAGAAGCUGGGAUGGACACCGGAGCACACUGUAAAGUAUGCGGUUGUUCUGUCGAUGAGCCUGGAGAAGAGGUUGUUGCCCAGGUGUGCCGUCCUGAGCAUUCUCAUGCACAAGGGAUUAAUCAAGCCUGGCUUCACAGGGAAUCAUUUUCUGAUGUCGAGCAAGAACUUCCAGAUGGAAUUUGUGACCAAGUAUCAAGAGCAAGCUCCAGAAAUAGUCGAAGUUAUUAAAGGAGUGAAAUCCUGUAGAUGAUAACAAUGUGUUCUAGACAAAUUUGCUAACAAGCAAACUUUUCUGUAAGACAAGCCUUACACCAUCCCUCGAGAUGUUCUAAAUUGUUCAGUUGUUACUUGUUACAUGCAUCUUUGCUAGGCUUGUGUAUUAGCUUAAACUCAUUUUAUGGCAUGUUUCUUGUUGCUUAGAGUA